Molecule: messenger RNA, 1113 nt
Organism: Beauveria bassiana ARSEF 2860
Lineage: Eukaryota; Fungi; Ascomycota; Sordariomycetes; Hypocreales; Cordycipitaceae
Product: zinc finger protein odd-paired-like (opl)
Exons: 2
Coding region: 1-1113 (370 amino acids)
Biological process (GO): regulation of transcription by RNA polymerase II
Molecular function (GO): RNA polymerase II cis-regulatory region sequence-specific DNA binding; DNA-binding transcription factor activity, RNA polymerase II-specific
Source: RefSeq, a predicted model, not a curated record
AUGCAGUUUGAGUCGUCGAGUUUCCCGUUCGACAUGGACGACAACUUCAGCAUGUACUCACAGGGUUUGACCUGCCCGUCGGCAGGCACCAGCUUUUCGUCUGCCUCUUCCGCUUGCGAGCCCUUUACGCCAACGUCUCGACGAUCUACACCCAAUGAGCUGACUCUCGACUUUGAUGCCUCAUUCGUUGCCGCUCACCACGCCGGCGAGCUGACUCCUCCCGCCACCGCCACCAUGCCCAAGUUCAUGUUCAGCAAUGUCAAGCCUGAACCUGAUCAUAUGGGCUUCGCCGAGGUCCUGCCUUCGACCCCCGUCCGCAAAGUCGAGCACAUUCACCCCGACUAUGACUUCAUGCCCGGCAUGAACAUGCCUUCACACCAGACCAUGGGCUCUCUGACUCCAUCCAACUCGUUCAACAUGUACACAAUCUCCCCCCAGGCCGCCAUGGGCCCUGGCUCUUUCAUGAUGACUCCCACACACAGCCUCUCUGGCUCCGAUAUUGGCGACAGCUCAUCAUCUUGGUCAUGUGGUAACGAUAGCCCUAUUGCUCUGUUUCCUACGCAAAAGAGCCUCCCCUCGCACAGCCUCGAGUCCCUCGAUCUCGAGCGCCACUCCCAGUCCCCCAUCGGCCGUUACUACAUCCAGGGUGCGCCUCCUUCUCCCAGCCGUCUCCGUGCUCACCGCAAGAUGAUGGUGCACGAGAUUCAGCGCAAGACAUCUGAGUUGCAGCGUGCCCAGAUCCGUGCCUCGAGGAAGAUGGAUGACAAGUGCGAUGGAAACGGAGUUGAUGUUGUCCGCAGAGCCAUGUGCAAGUGCGACUACCCCGGGUGCCACAAGGCGUUCCGCCGCAACGAGCACCUAAAGAGACACAAACAGACUUUCCACGGCGAGGGACCUAAUCGUUUCUCGUGCGAGUUUUGUGGGAAAGACCAGUUCAACAGACAAGACAACCUCAACAACCACCGCAAGCUGCACGCCCGUCCUAAUAGCCGCAACCGUGGCGUGGAAUUCAUCCCGGCAGCCGUUCCUAUUAUCGAGCAAGAAGAGCGCAGCCGAAAGCGCAGAGCCCCACCCAAGGCCAAGAUGAUGGCUGAGAAGCACGAAGAUUACUGA